UUAGGGGCCAGGAGGAACCCGCCGAGGGGAUGGGCGCCAGCUCCGCGCCGCCGGUCGCGCCCAGCAGGGCCGCCCCCGCCCCGGGGAACCACGCGGCGCCCCCCCGAGGUGGCGCGGUACCACGAGUGCCUGCGCAACCACGCGGUGGCGCUGGGUGGGCAUGUCGUCGACGGCUGCGGGGAGUUCAUGCCCGGCGCCGGGGACGACGCGCUCAAGUGCGCCGCCUGCGGCUGCCACCGCAGCUUCCACCGCAAGGACGACGGCCAGCGACGCCAGCUGCUGCUCCCGGCGCCCGCGCCCGCGCCGCCGGUGACGCCGACGGCCCCGCGCGUCCCGCUCCUCCUGCCGCCGCCCCACCCCUACGCCGCCGCCAGCCACCCCAACUACGCCGAGCUGCUGCCGCCGGGCCUCCGCCGCCCACAUGUCGCCGAGCCGCUGCCGCCGGGACUCCGCCUCCCAGCUCCGCGCCACGCCGCCGCUGGCCACGCCGGCCGCACCACUUCCCCGCCGUCUCAGCCGCGCCGCUCCUCGCCGCCGGCUGUGCCGACUCGCGUCGCACCUCGGCCACGCCGCGACGCCUCUUCCCCGCCUCCGCCGGGACUCGCAUCGGCCACCGACCCGCGCCACCGCGUCGCUCGUCAGCGCCCUGCUUCCGGCAGGAGCAGGGGUCGCCGCGAGGAGCAUGGUCGGGAGGGUGUGGACUCCAUGGAGAGCUCCGAGGAGAUGGUGACACCCAGGGCCGCCGCGUGGGAGGCAGACGAGGAGAAGAGGAAGGCCGCCGCUGCCGAGGCCGGCCCCGCUAGGGCGUAUCCCAUCACCUUCGACGCGGAGGAGGCAAGGUCAACUGUGAGGCGGUGGCGCGGGCGGUGGCGCGGGAGAGCAUGCCAGCCCCUCGACGUGCUGCGGGAGGCCAAGCGCCCUGCUCCUAUCCUUCCUCAAGUCGCAGUCCUUUGCCCCAUUGCCAUUCCUCUCCAGCCUCUCGCCGGCCUUCUAGCCCCAGUCCUUUGCCCCAUUGCCAUUCCUCUCCAGGCUCCUCUACUCCUCACCGUGUCCCCGGGCUCCCUGGCCCUCUCAUCCACGCUCUCCGCCGUGCUCGGCGUCGCUGACCCGGCCUCCGCGCUGCUCGCCCUCGCGUUCCUCUCUGCCGCCGCCACAGCGACGCCCUUGCCGCUCCUCCCCGCGGAUGCCGCGGCCGUCACUGCCCGGUUGCUCCUCGAAUUUCCCACCUCUGAGGAUGUGCCAACAAGAACAAAGGGGAAAAGGGAGGAAGCAAAUAAUGGAGGGAUCAGGGACGUGGUGCGGAGCUUCAAGGAGGAGCAGGUCGAGGAGCUGGAGCGAAUGGAGGUCGCUUUCAGGAGCAGGCCUGUCAGGAAUGCUGCUGCACGGCAAGUCCGAUCACUCAUGGAUUUCCUCAAGGUGAGGUUCUUCCCUUCGUUCUUGCCUGUAUCUGUUGAUUGUUGUUGGCUCAUUGUCGUGGUGAAUGGUUUGCAGAUCAACCAGGCAUAGUGAAUCAUGCAACAAUUAAUAAGUUUCAUUUAUCACUUAAUUUAUAUUCAGCUUCCCCUUUUUUUUCCCUAGCUCUAGCUUUCAGAGCCACAUGUAGAGAGCUAACACCUUAGGAGCCAAUGCGGUUGAUGAAAUUGUGUGUUGAUUGCUGCACAGAGUUAUCAGAAGCACCCAAUAAGAAGUUAGAAGCACCCAAUAAGUUGCUGACAAAACUGUAUAAUCUUGAGGCCUCCGAAGAUGAAGCCAUUGUUUCUGAUUGCGGACUGCAGGAUCUGUCAAUUAAGCCCUUUCUUGAUUCCCUAAUAUCAUAAACAAUAUCUAUAUUGGAUCUUUCUUAUAACAUAAUAGGUACCUAUUUUCCAGUAACUCAAUUCAUUUUUGUUUUGUCUUACACCGUGCAUCAUUAUUUUGGCAGCACUGUAGAAAUCAUCAUUUACAGUUAAAUGGGUGUUUUCUUUACUAUCAAACAUGUGCUACCAAUCCCUUACAUGUAGUGCUUUAUGCUCUUCUGAUAACCCAAACCCAUGAUUGGUGCGUAUAGCCUUUUAAGGACCUUAUUCAACCACUCCAUUGCUGACUAUACUGCUUUGAUCUUAAUUUAUGGGAUAGUAUUGAACUGCUACUUUGCUCUUAAUGCCUGUUGGACUGAUAUGGUAUUUCUGUAAUUCUGCUAAAAAAUCACAAGGAACCAAACAAUCAAAUGGCUUCAGCAUAUAUUUGCUUCAUCGUGUCAGACAUAUGGUGGCUUGGCUCUGGAUGACUGGAUUUGCAUUGUAAUUGUUUUGGUCCCACGUCUUCAUUUGCAUUGUAAUCAAUUUGGUCCCACGCGGCUUAAUUUCAGGUUUUUUACGAUCCCUGAGAUCUAUUCAUCAAAUUGAAAUAAUACGGUACUCAGUUUAGGGUUGGAAAUUCUGCAUUCGCUUUUUGCACAUUUAUGAUGUGGAUCCUGUUUAAAAACAAGGAAAAACACAUGCAAGCAUACAACAAUCUUAUAUGCUAUAUUUAACAGAAUUAUGUUACAGUACAAGAAUGCAAGACAUGCGAACCAUUUCUUGAGAAUGAACAAUAUUCUAUUAUCAAAGGAGAACAUUUAUUUGAACUCAGCAGAUUUGGUCCGUAAUCCUGGAGGAAAUUCGGAGAGCCAAUUAACCAUUUCAUAAACAUUGGAGGAAAUUCAAUUAACCUGAGGUUUAAUUCCUAUUCAGAUGUUCUUGUAAUAUGUAUUACCAUAUCUCGGGAGCCAUGCAGUAUUAGAUCUCUCACACUGGAUAGAUGCAACCUUGGACUUGCUAGAGUUGUUUGUAUUAUUCAUGCACUAUCAUGUGAUGAAAAGUACACUGAAACAAUAGGAAAAAGGUCUCUCUGAAGCUAAUAAACUUCUCUGCUUUCAGGAAAUGACCAACUGGAGGAGCUGCACUUGGCAGAGAACACAAACUCGGCACUAGACAGAAUAAUUCAAUACGAAGACAUGCAAGAAGUAUCAACAACCAAUGAGGAAAAACAAUAAUGUAACAACCUUGAAACAAGCAAUGUAUUACUUACAUUUGAUUGUUCAGAUAGUAGGGCGCGCAUCGCGCGCCGAAUGUUCUAGUGGUGUUAAAUGCAGCUCAGUUAUAGCUUCAGCUGAGCAUCGUACAGCAUCUAGAAUUCUAGAGCUCCAGGUUAAAUAGAUGAUCUGUUCACACUCA
Molecule: messenger RNA, 3194 nt
Organism: Panicum virgatum (switchgrass)
Lineage: Eukaryota; Viridiplantae; Streptophyta; Magnoliopsida; Poales; Poaceae
Product: translation initiation factor IF-2-like
Exons: 4
Biological process (GO): regulation of DNA-templated transcription; regulation of developmental process
Cellular component (GO): nucleus
Molecular function (GO): transcription cis-regulatory region binding; DNA-binding transcription factor activity
Source: RefSeq, a predicted model, not a curated record